This is a messenger RNA of Oncorhynchus mykiss (rainbow trout), 4690 nucleotides long. RefSeq names its product FERM, ARH/RhoGEF and pleckstrin domain protein 1. The record is from RefSeq and is a predicted model, not a curated record. Gene Ontology annotation, molecular function: cytoskeletal protein binding; guanyl-nucleotide exchange factor activity. Gene Ontology annotation, cellular component: cytoskeleton. NCBI's taxonomy places the organism in Eukaryota, Metazoa, Chordata, Actinopteri, Salmoniformes, Salmonidae.
UUACAGCUAGAUGGAGCUAUGUGGCUGUAGCAUUUCUUUGGCAAGGAUUGCCUUGCAAGUAGGUGCAAUUCCUUGCACAAUAGCUGGAGGCACUGUGCCUCAUUUAUUGUUGGAGUAACAAGCCAAGAGAGGAUCUGCCGCUGGUUUCAAUGUAAUCCUGUCUCUCCCCGCACACAGUCGUCCGACAUGGCGACCAUGAAGAAGCUUCUCGGCGGUACAACCAGCAUCUGAACUCCAUUUGGCUCCACGCAAGCAGCCUGAACUGCGUCUGGAAGUGGAUGUAAAAUAUUUUGUAAAUUGGGAAUUAUACACGUGGAUUAUCCACAUUUUAAAAAAAGGGCUGUACGGUAGCACAACAGAGCACCAUGGUGGAGCCUGAGCACAGAGCAUCAGCAGCCCAGCGUCUUGGAGCCCAGGAGACCCUGGGCAUCAGCACCCUGGACCCUGGCCACCGGCCUCCAACAAUGCCCCCUGGACGCCACGUCUCCAUUAAGAUACGCAUGUUGGACGACACAGAAGAGGUCUUCGACGUCUCGCAAAGAGCCUCUGGCAAGGUGGUGUUUGACCUGGUGUGUACCCACCUGAACCUCGUUGAAGGGGACUACUUCAGCCUAGAGUACCAAGACCACCACAAGAUGAUGGUUUGGCUAGACCUCCUUAAGCCAAUAGUCAAGCAGCUGAGACGGCCCAAGCACACAGUCCUGCGAUUUGUGGUGAAGUUUUUCCCCCCUGACCACACCCAACUACUGGAGGAACUGACUAGGUACCUCUUCGCCCUGCAAGUCAAGCAUGACCUUGCCUGUGGACGUCUGGCCUGCAACGACAGUAGCGCGGCCCUGCUGGUCUCCCAUAUUAUCCAGUCUGAGAUUGGGGACUUUGAGGAGAGCCAGAGUCGGCAGCACCUCCUCAACAACAGCUACAUUCCAGACCAGGUGGCUCUGAUCGACAGGAUCAUGGAGUUCCACUCCAAGAAUGUGGGUCAGACGCCAGCAGAGUCGGACUACCAGCUGCUGGAGGUGGCACGCAGGCUGGAGCUGUACGGAGUGAGACUGCAUCCUGCCAAGGACCGCGAGGGCAGCAAGCUGAGCCUGGCCGUGGCGCACACUGGUGUCCUGGUCUUUCAGGGACACACCAAGAUCAAUGCCUUCAACUGGUCCAAAGUGCGCAAAUUGAGCUUCAAACGGAAGCGGUUUCUCAUCAAGCUCAGGCCAGACCUGAACCAGAGCUCUUACCAGGACACUCUGGAGUUCCUGAUGGGUAGCAGGGACUGCUGUAAAGUCUUCUGGAAGAUCUGUGUGGAAUACCACGCCUUUUUCCGCCUCUUCGAGGAGCCCAAACCCAAACCCAAGCCUGUCCUCUUCACCCGAGGCUCCUCCUUCAGAUUCAGCGGUCGGACCCAGAAGCAGGUGAUUGAUUACGUGAAGGAUUCUGAGUUUAAGAAGAUUCCCUUUGAAAGGAAACACAGCCGGGUCCAGCACAGCAGCAGCCGUCUGUCUCCACUGCCUUCCCCGCACCGCCCUCAAGUGCCAAAAGAAGUCAGUGUCUCCUUCGAGAGUGUGAGCCGUGCUCCAGGAGACAUAGUGGACUCUCCGCCACGCCGUCACUGGAAGGAGUCCGUGUUGGUGAGCGCCGAAGACCCAUCGGCCCUGCGGACCAGAAGCAGCCCCUCCAGCCAGAGGAAUGGGGCACACAGCGAGGAAAGGCCAGGCCCCGGGGCAGAACCAGGCCCAGCCAGGCAGCCCCACCCAGAACAUCUGAACACAGCAGGAGUGGUGUCCAACAGCCCCCAUCUCUCUGUCUCCUCCGGUAACUCCCAGGGCAUGGUCAAUGGUCAGAAGCCGGUCGAGCUCUGUGGUCACAGUCCGGACGGUCGGCAGCCCUCCCCCCUUACCAGCCCCCUGCUCAACGAUGCCGGAAGCGUGCGCACCGACGAUGAAGACGAGGUUCGGAGGAAGAGAUUCCCCACCGACAAGGCCUACUUUAUUGCCAAGGAGCUGUUGACCACAGAGAGGACCUAUCUGAAGGACCUGGAGGUCGUGACUGUGUCUUUUCAGAACUUGGUGGGAAAAGAUGACGCUGCACCGGACUCCCUGAAGAGCACCAUCUUCUCCAACUUUGACCCUCUGUACAAGUUCCACUCCGGCUUCCUCAGAGAGGUGGAGCAGAGACUGGCUCUAUGGGAAGGGCGCUCCAAUGCCCACAUUAAAGGAGAUUACCAGCGCAUCGGUGAUGUCAUGCUGAAGAAUCUACAGGGCCUGAAGCCGCUGACUGCCCACCUCCAGAAGCACUCGGAGGCCCUGGUGGAGCUGGAGAAGGCAUGCCGGGGCUCCCGGCGGCUGGAGGUGCUGGUCCGGGACUUUGAGCUGCAGAAGGUGUGCUACAUCCCUCUCAACGUGUUCAUCCUCAGGCCCCUGCACCGCCUCUUGCAUUACAAGCAGAUCCUGGAGCGUCUGUGCAAACACUACCCCCCCACACACGUGGAUUUCAGGGACUGCAGAGCCGCGCUGGCGGACGUGUCAGAGGUGGUGGCCCAGCUCCACGGCAGCAUGAUCAAGAUGGAGAACUUCCAGAAGCUUCUGGAGCUUAAGAAGGAUUUGAUUGGCAUCGACAGUCUAGUCACUCCAGGGCGGGAGUUCAUCCGGCUAGGCUGUCUCAGCAAGCUGUCUGGAAAAGGCCUCCAGCAACGAAUGUUUUUCCUGUUCAAUGAUGUCCUCUUGUAUACGAGUCGAGGAAUGACGGCGACGAACCAGUUCAAAGUGCAUGGGCAGCUCCCUCUCCACGACAUGACAAUCCGGGAGAGCGAGGACGAGUGGGGUGUGCCUCACGCCUUCACCCUGGUUGGGCAGCGUCAGUCAGUGGUGGUAGCAGCUAGUUCCCUGUCAGAGAUGGAGAAGUGGAUGGAGGACAUUAAGAUGGCCAUUGACUUGGCAGAGACCAGCAACGGCCACACGGCUGACCUGCUGGCCAGAAGUCUGACUGAUAACAAAUCCACAACAGAGGACUCCUGUGCGGAGGCGGAGUCUGAGGACGACCUGAUGGCGUCACGCACCUCCCUGGAGAGGCAGGCCCCUCACCGUGGUAACACCACGGUGCACGUGUGCUGGCACAGGAACACCAGCGUGUCCAUGGUGGACUUUAGCAUAGCUGUGGAGAAUCAGCUGUCAGGAAACCUGCUGAGGAAGUUCAAGAACAGCAACGGCUGGCAGAAACUCUGGGUGGUCUUCACCAACUUCAGCCUGUUCUUCUACAAGACCCACCAGGAUGAUUAUCCUCUGGCCAGUCUCCCCCUGUUGGGCUACUCGGUCACCAUCCCCACUGAGUCUGAAAACAUCCACAAGGACUAUGUCUUCAAACUGCAUUUCAAAUCCCACGUCUACUACUUCAGAUCUGAGAGCGAAUACACUUUUGAGAGGUGGAUGGAGGUCAUUCGCAGUGCCACCGUCUCUGCCAGCAGCACCCGCAUUCUGAGCCGGAAAGAGCCCCAUCCGUACUGAUCCAAAGAGCAAGGGCUCUCUCCCUGUCUCCAUGCCUCUUCUCCCUACCACAAAUCUCCCAUAGGGUCUGGCCACAUCUAGCCUCUCAUCACACUACAACUCCCCAAGCAGCAAGCUGAAGCAGAGCCCCUCUGGCGCCACAUUCACUUCACUUCUCUGGACACUCUUGAUUUCCUUUUCUACACAUAUCUGGGACAUAUGUACAUUGAGCAGUGUCCAUGCACAAUCUUGGUGCUUUUUAAUGCUUUAAUGGUGACAUGUCCGCUGGUUUAGACUGCAUCAGAGACUGCAUUUUCAGCAUUUUUACUCAGCUCUGAACCUCUUUUUGUAGGAUGCCAUUUUAUACUGUUUUCUAACGGGCUGAAUCACUUACUGUACUUCUGGUUUCACAUUCUGUCAUUGGAUUGUUUUUAUGGUGGGAACAUGUUGAUACAGAGAUUCUGCAUUUUAAAACUUUUUUUUUCAUAGAUGGUUAGAAUAUCACUGCAUCCUCAAGAUUUUUGUCUCCUUGUUUACUUUAUGGGGGAAAAUAAUAAUGAAAAAAAUGAUAAUAAAAAAGUGCCAAACAGUUUAACCAUUUUCCUACACUUUUAAUGCAAUUUUACUACAUUGGUGGUGAGGAGACUUGAAAUGUGUUGUAAGAAAAAAAGAAAAAAAAAGUCACAUUAAAUUCCAUUUUUCUUUUAAUAAGAUGUCUCUGGACAGUGAGAGACCUUGUGAUAAGUAAGAUAUCAGAAUAUUUUGUUGUAUCAUCGACUUAACUCUAGAACUACUUAUAAAGCUAUCAGGGUAGUUACCAUCACCACUAACGCCAUUAUUCAAGUGAAGUGAAUAUUCCUGUUAUGCUUUGUUGUGAGGAUACUUCAGAGGGUGUUCUGAAGACUAUUAUAUUCCACCCUCAAUUGUGUGAGAAAUGUGAGAUGUUCAUAAUCUGUGUAUUAUGAAGGAAACUGUAAUGGAAAGCUUUAAAGAAUAUGUGUGAAACAAAAUCUAAACUUUCAGUUCCAAGCACCAUUGCCCUUGUUGGACUAGGCUGCCUCCCAUAUGUAAAGAGACCUUUACAAGUCUAAAUUAAAUGGAUAUAUGCAUAUGACAGAGAGGGAAAACUUUGGUUUUCCUUAUUGAGGGAAUGCUGUGUUUUCCCAGACACCAGAGAGCGCUUUGGAAAUGAAAGCAAUAAAAACCUAAUUUGAACA